This is a messenger RNA of Exophiala bonariae, 1251 nucleotides long. RefSeq lists its product as uncharacterized. The record is from RefSeq and is a predicted model, not a curated record. Bases 1 to 1251 code for a protein of 416 amino acids. Lineage: Eukaryota; Fungi; Ascomycota; Eurotiomycetes; Chaetothyriales; Herpotrichiellaceae. The transcript has a single exon.
AUGCCUACUGAAGACAAAUCAACAAUACGUCGAACUCAAUCCAACGAAUCACUGGGACAUCCAAGGAAUUCGACUUCUCAUUUAUCCCCAGCGCCUGGUUUUGUGAACAACCCUGACCUUUCGACAAGGUCCCCGGACCCGGGCAAACUUAAAGCAUCAGAGUUAGACGAUGGACCGUAUACAGGCAAGUCACAAAGCCUAGACUACCACGAGCGCGUGCCGGCCACAGAAUCGCUCUUCGGCACAGGUAAGGGAAUUGCCGGGGUUGUCAGCACUCGUCUCGGGUCCACUAGAACAGAUCUUCCUACCAGACCAGAUAAUGGCAGGAAUAUACUGCAUGAAAGGCGUACCAAUGCCCUGGACGGUCAGCUGCUCGCCGAUUCGAAAAGUCGACAAGAUGGUUCGAGAAUCGAGUCUGAAUUCGGACUUCUGUCGUUGGAGGGGUCGCACAAUGUGACUACGCCACCACCGGAGUGGGGCUCCCUGGAAACAGCAUCUUCAGAAGUGAUCAAGGCUCGGACCAUGCGUGCAAGCAAAUUGCUGGCUGGGCUGGAGAACUCGGUGGAAAGAAUUCCGAUCCAUCUCCUGCCCUCAGAUCGCAACCUAGUCCGCUACUUCGCCGUGAAUGCUGGCUCUUUUCUCGGCUUGGAUAGAUUUCCAGAGAUCGAGGAAAAGUUCGAUCCAGUGUAUAACUUCAUUUUCCCGUUCGCCUCUUCAAGCCAAUGGUGUUUUGAAACAAUAGUGCUAUUGGGAAGUGCCUAUCAUCAUCACAAGCAUGUGCACCCAGGCGAAGAUGACACGUUCGACUCGGAAAACCACUACCUUGCAGCUCGACAAAAUGUAAUACUCGCACAGACAAGGUCAAGAAUCUCGGCCUUGACUAGUCGAUGUGACUCGACUGAUUUUGACGUGGUGGCAUUCCUCUUCUUGGCGCUUGGUGAGUAUUGUUAUGGUGAUAGGGAAAUUGGUCGGAUGCAUUUUCACGCCUGGACAGACUAUUGUGAGAUGCGAAGGAAGUUCAACGCGCCACCUUGUGGACUGCCAUGCAAGAUAGUCGUGUGGUGGUGUGUUUCCAUGCUGGUGGAAGAUGAUGUGACUCUGGAUUCGAUCAUUGAUUCGCCAACCAAGACCAGGGUGCGAAAGGAUCCAGCAAAGUUGUUCCGGUACUUCAUGAGUACUACUGGCGUCGAUUUGACAAAGACAAGCACUGAAAGCCAAGUGCGGAGGUUGGAUCGAAGAUUGACGAAUUGA